AUGUCAUCCGAACUUCAGAGUGUCAGUCGAACAGCCAACGAGCUGAUUCUUUUUACACCACCAUCAUCACACGAACUCCACUUCCACCGCUCAACAAACACAACCGAAGAUGCAUCGAUCUCUGUUAUUAUCCUAUGUUUUUACUUAAUUCAUAGACAGGAUUUUGAUGAUGCCAUAGCAAUAGAUAUUACAAAAUCUUUACAACGUGUCGGCAAGUACCUCAUCCAGCAUAAAUUCUUUGAAAGGGAUCAAAGAGUCACCCAUUAUGAACUUGUUCAUAUGGAGCCAUACUUCAUGACGUCAUUUCCGAAAAUCCCACUGAGGCGAGUCCCGGCGGCGGUGCAGAACGAAUGUAGGCGGGGCUUCGUUCCCUGUUUGAAGAGAAUCGACUUCCUUAUCAAUAAGAAGUUUCCAAGGAAACAAUUGUUUCAGAUCCGGACGGCAGCUUCUUACUACAUGUGCUGGUACACGAUGAUGUCAGAGCCACUGCUGGAAAGGUUCUACAAGACCUGCCAUAUCCCUUACAACUGGACAGAGCUGGCCGAGGAUUACAGAGGCUAUGAUAAGAGGCUCUUCGACUGUGCCCUCCACAGUUUUUGCCCCGAUCCGUGUUGCGGUCAUCUGAACCGAACGUCAUCUCGAAAUCGAAUUUUCAGGCCGACGAUGUUGAGACCGUACGUCAGAGGAACUGCCCAGUUUGCCAAGGAUUGCACGGAGCUCCCCGACUUCCCCUGCGGUUUCGCGGCCGGCGGGUGCAAGCUUGACCCCAAAAAAAACAGAAGUUUCCUUGACCUAAUUAAUAAUAGAUUUAAUACAACCUGCUCGUGUCUCUAUUACAAGAGUGGCUAUGUCUUCGAUGAAGUUUUUCGCCUUUGUGUUGUUGUCAUAUUCGCGAAAUGGCUUUGGAAGUUGAUAUGGAACUCCAUACCGAAGGGUAGAAGACUACAAUGA
Molecule: messenger RNA, 951 nt
Organism: Helobdella robusta
Lineage: Eukaryota; Metazoa; Annelida; Clitellata; Rhynchobdellida; Glossiphoniidae
Exons: 9
Coding region: 1-951 (316 amino acids)
Source: RefSeq, a predicted model, not a curated record